GGUGGCGGUGGGCGGAGCUGGGGCGGCGAUGGCGGGCGGCCAGGCUGGGGCAGCGCGGUCCCGAUCACUGUUCCUGUGGGAUGACGGGCGUCCUAUGCGGUUCUAUCUGCGGCCCGGCCUAGCCAAGCUGCGCCUGGCACCCCUAGUGCUGGCGGGCGGGGGACGGCUGUGCCGGGUGCAGGAGCCAGGAGCCGUGCUCCUGGCGCAGCCCGGCGAGGUGGCUCCCGACGGGGCCGUCUCAACCGAGUACGUGACGGAGUGCGUGGAGCGCAACCACGACGGGGCCUGGUGGCGGCGGCGAGCGUGGGCCCGGGCCCCGCUGAAGCCCGGCAGACGAUGCCCGCGUGUUUCCGCAGAGCCGCCGCAGACGGAGGAUCCCACGCAGAUCAGGGGUCUGUUCGCGGCAGCUAGUCGGGAGUUUGAAAGCACGGAGUCAGAAAGUGAUUCCUCGGAUGUUGCACAACUUUCUACACAAGAUGGUGUGGGAAGGUUCCCAGGAGAAACAGCAUCUGAUCUGAAAACUGGGCCAGAGGACUCUGCUUUCCCUGACAUUCAGUUACAAAGGCAAGAAAGACCAAAGGCAAAAAGCACUGUGGUGGGACAGGUCAUAAAAACUAUGGAGAACUUCAUGGAGAAGUUUGCUGUGGACCUGUUCACUGUUACGCAGGCCUUUCUGAAAAACAGCGGUGAUGUGGAGGCUACUUCAUACUUUCUGCAGACAGGGCAGCGCUUGGAUGGGUACCCUGUAUGGAGCAGAGAGGAUGAUUUAGAAUUGCAAAAGGAUGAUGAACAUGUCAGAAAUAAAUUGAUAGCCAAAUUUGGAGCUGAAAAUGUAGCAAAGCGGAUAGUGUUUAGAAAGAGUUAACGAGGACAAAAUUCUGAAGUUUCAAAAAUGCUUUAAAGAAUUUUUUUUGCAUUAAAAGACCUAUUUUGCAUCUCUACAGAUCUAAGAAAUGCAGCUGCUUUAAUCCAAACAAAGUAACGCUUGUACCAGGCCAUAUAUUCUAGUUGGGAAAAGUACACUAGCUUUCAGGGCUGAGUAAUAGUUGAAGUAGGAAAUGAAAGUUAAGAGAGAAUGAUCAGAGGUUUUGUAUCUAUUACCUAAAUUGUGGUUGAGAGAGAAUGCCGUUGCUAGGAUACAGUCAUAAUCUGAAAAACUCAGUACCUUUAGCCUGAAAUUGGUCACUUAUUUAAUAUUAUUUGAAAUGAGUCCUAAAAAUCUGGAAUUCAUUCUUUUGGUGAAAUAAAAUGGGCUGGUAAAGGUGAAGUUUGUUAUGGUUUUGUUUUUGUUGGUUUUUUUGUUUGUUCAUUUGGUUUUUUUGUUGUUCGGGGGUUUUUUUUACCUCUCUAAAGAGUUAACAUUUUGGGUUUUUAGCAUACUGCACUGUGGUACUCAGAAAAUUGGGGUGAAUUGGGAAAUGGCUGAGGUUAAGCCAAAUUAAAAUUAUACUGAAAAUAAAAAACUAUAUAACCAGACUGCUGUUCCAGGAAGCCACUGCAACACUUACUGAUUAUUCAAGGAUGUAACCAAAUAAAUGCUAAAACAGCACUAUGCAGUGUUUCACUGGACUAGAAAAGUGAGAAUUAUUUGGCAUAAUCACCCUAUUCAGACCUUGAACAGUUAUUUGAGAUUUGUUUGGAGCCCAGACAAGCACUUAAUGAGUACAAGACAGCAUAGCAAAUUUUUUUUUUUUUUUUUU
Molecule: messenger RNA, 1700 nt
Organism: Cyanistes caeruleus (blue tit)
Lineage: Eukaryota; Metazoa; Chordata; Aves; Passeriformes; Paridae
Source: RefSeq, a predicted model, not a curated record